This is a messenger RNA of Caenorhabditis sp. 36 PRJEB53466, 970 nucleotides long. Lineage: Eukaryota; Metazoa; Nematoda; Chromadorea; Rhabditida; Rhabditidae. The record is from the annotation of a GenBank genome assembly.
AUGUCGACUCUCGGAUACGUGGGCGCCUCCGUCUGCCUCGUCGGAGUGCUCUCCUCCCUUUUCUCCAUCAGCCAUAUCGUGCGCGACAUCAAUUCGCUGAGAACUGAGGUCGAGGAUCGUGUCGAUGAGUUCAAAGUUUUGGCCGAUGACACGUGGCAACGCCUUCUGAUCCUUCAAUCGCCGACCGGAGAGACCGAGAAUGUGAUGCCGUCGAUCUUCCGUUCCAAGAGAUUCGUCUACCCAGGCAUGUGCAACUGCGACAGCAACUCUCAAGGAUGCCCAGCUGGACCACCAGGACCACCAGGACUCCCAGGAAAGCGCGGAGACGAGGGAGCUCCAGGAGACCUCGGACGCACCGGAGCCACCGGAAUCUCUUUGGCCGCCGUUCACCACAUUCCAGGAGGAUGCAUUUCUUGCCCAGCUGGACCAGCUGGACCACCAGGACCCCAGGGAGCCGUCGGACCACAAGGGUUCGCGGGAAUCGCCGGACCAACUGGACCAUCCGGAGACGACGGACAACCAGGACCACAGGGACCACAAGGAGACAAGGGAGCUCAGGGACCAAAGGGCUUCGAUGGAGCCGACGGGCCAGACGGACAGCCAGGAACCGCCUACUUCCCAGGAGCCGUCGGACAGCCAGGAGAGCCAGGAUGGCUUGGACUUCCAGGACUUCCAGGAAAGCACGGAGAGCCAGGAAAGGACGGAGAGGAGGGACCGACGGGAGCCCCAGGAACCCCGGGAGCCAACGGAAGAGACGCCUACCCAGGACCACCAGGAAAGGCCGGAGAGCCAGGAACUGUUGGUGAGUACCGCAUUCUCAGCGGUUCCAGUGAGACUAAUGUGUGUGAUUUCAGGAAAGGACGCCAACUACUGCCCAUGCCCAGCUCGCCGCGACUCAAAGACCGACAGCGUGCACGAGCCACCAGCGGCCUCCCAGAACGGAGGAUACAGAAAGGCCAAGAGACACUAG